Ceutorhynchus assimilis (cabbage seed weevil) is the source of this 2325-nucleotide messenger RNA. The record is from the annotation of a GenBank genome assembly. Lineage: Eukaryota; Metazoa; Arthropoda; Insecta; Coleoptera; Curculionidae.
AUGGCGACAUUUUUAAGUGAAAUCCAUUUUUGGACGACACAGGAAGACAUUGUUGUUAAAGACACUGAUUAUGGUUCCUACAAAUAUUAUCAAAAAAAGGACAUCACAAACUUAUCGCAACACGCACAAGCAAAGAAACUCUAUUGCGACCAAUCAAGCAUUGUCUACAUCCCAAACAACAAACGUCCAGAAAAACUACGUGAUAAACUUAAAGAGCUCGAAGAUCAUUUAAUUCACAACAAAGUCAUUUUUUAUUGUUGGAACGAUAAUAACACACUUUCGAUACUAUUAUCUACAGGCCUGAUAGUAAUUAUUACCCAGCAGAAUGGAGAUUUAAUGAACAUUUCAUUCGAUAAGCAAUUAUUUGUAAAAUUACAAUGCAAUAUUAUAUGCGAUGGAGCCCUAUUUGGUAACAAUCAAACCAUUUGUGUGUGUAAUGAUGGACACAUAUUAGGAUUUGGUGGAUAUUGGAAAGAGGGUUGGGUUUUGGACGGCGGCAAUAAAAGGAAACUGCAUUAUGAUCAAGAUUGGCUGGUGGUCUAUGGUAAGAUCACUGUAGAACACCCUCAACCAUGGAGUCCAUUAACCAAAGAUCAUCAAAGAGCCAAUUUGCAUUUGUACAACAUUGGCUGUAGAGACCCAGAGUUGUUAGCCUAUAGAAAAACCGAUGGGGAGCCAUUAUUGGUCGUUAUCAAUAAAACUUCCAGUGAUAAACAUUUAAUCGUUGUUGAGCAAAAAGUUACCCAAAAUGGGCAAGUGUCAUUGGAAUUAAGUACUUUUCAAUUAAUCCAAAAUAAUUUGAAAAGACUCACAGUAACGUCAGUACCCUUACAAACCCAAGUAAGUUGUACUAGUCUAAGCCACAAUAAAGAAAAGCUGCUAAUAAGCUGCAUAGAUGGAACUUUAGCUAUAUUAGACAGACAUAGAGGCUCUACACGAAUCAUAAAAACCCCAUUCAUUGCCACUUUGGCAUCAUGGCAUCCAGAAAAUGUAAUUGUAACUAUAGCUAAUGAAAGAGGCUUCAUCCAACACUAUGAUAUUGCCUUGAAUGUAAUAAAAACUCAAGAAGAGGCUGCUUUACAUGAUUUAAGUGGCUACAAUAGCCAAUUUAUCGUAGCUUCAAUAAACUGGGGCCCAAAAGAUUUGAUAAUUGCCUUCGAGCAAGGCCCAUUAGCAAUUUUAACUCACCAAAAAGGUUCCUUUGGGCUUAAAUCUGUUGCCAAGCAAUAUUUGAAGGCUAAUAAAGUCGAGCAAGCGGUAAAGCUACUUCUAAGCUGGGAGUUCGACGAUAAAGCGUUUUUUCUGCUGCAGCAAGUUGCUAUGCAGUUGUUAAGAAGAAAUUUGACUGAGGAAGUUGCGCAAUGUUUGCAAGAAGCUCUGGGGUGUUUUCAUUGUGCACCAGUGCCAUUGUCUGCCCAUGUUCGACACAAAUUUGGACAUCAGGUUAUGUGCAUCACCCGACGUUUUUUCUAUCAGCUCCUCAGAACUAGCAUGUUUGAAACUGCGUUUUUACUAGCUGUAGACGUUGGUCAUCACGAUCUAUUUAUGGACCUACACUAUAUCGCCGUCAAACUGGGCGAAACUGAAAUGGCAGCUGCAGCCAGGGCCCAAGCUUCAGCUUUACUAAGCCGCUGUUCUAGUGAAGCUUCUAACUGUUCCCGAUCUUUGUGUUCUCAAUGCUCAGACAGCCAGAGCUGUAGCAGCACAAACUAUGAAGAAGAAAUGCCUAAAGAAAUAACCACGGAUUUUAUGCAGCCCAAUCCGACUACAUACAACCAGAGACCACCAGAAAAUUUAAAUGCUGCUAAGAAAACGUUUCCUCCACGGGCCACAUAUGUUAAAGCUCCUCAGGUGCCUCUGGAUUUUGUGAAACAACAACAAACACCGCUAUACAGGUCGUAUAUUCGGGAAUAUGUAGAUAAUAUUCCCACUAACAAUGAUAUGGAGCAUAAUAUUCCAGGGUUGCCUGUUCCAUUUUAUAGAUUCAAGCCACCAUUGCCCAAUGUACAAAAAUUACCACCAAAAAACAAUCAAAAUCUGAUUGAUUUUGAUGAAAAUAUUUUGCCCAAAACGAAAAAUGUUAAAUUUUCCGAUACAGUCACUGCAUUUAUUGUACCUGAAGUCAAAAGGGCAGUUAAACCUCCCCCGUUGCCUCCCCACUUGACUGACCCGCAGCGUGAGUUGGCUGCCAGUUUACCGCUGUGUCAUCCUAAUGAGGAUUAUUUAAAGGAUUUUGCCCCUGUGAGGAAAGAAGGGGAAGGUGAGAGUGGAGAAACGGGUUUGGUGCCUCCAAAAAUUAAAGUGGUACAUUUUGGAGUUGUUUGA